Messenger RNA from Polistes dominula (European paper wasp), 2529 nucleotides. RefSeq names its product protein kinase receptor Ret oncogene (gene Ret). Gene Ontology annotation, biological process: multicellular organism development; positive regulation of kinase activity; protein phosphorylation. Lineage: Eukaryota; Metazoa; Arthropoda; Insecta; Hymenoptera; Vespidae. Gene Ontology annotation, cellular component: plasma membrane; signaling receptor complex. The record is from RefSeq and is a predicted model, not a curated record. Gene Ontology annotation, molecular function: calcium ion binding; transmembrane receptor protein tyrosine kinase activity; ATP binding.
CAAAAAAACAAAAAAUAAUAAGAUAAAAUUUCAAGAUCCAAAGAGAUGAAUACAAUGUGAGACUUUAAAAAUGAUAAAAGUACAUUUUUUAUAGUAAUAACAACAACCAACAACAACAACAACAAUAUCAUCAUCAAUAAAAAAGUGAUUAUCGUGAUUGUUUGAUUCGAAAAGUGUACCAUUUAUAGUCAUGAAAGAUCCAGUGACGCGAAUUUUCGCGUUUCUCCUUAUUAUUUUUUGGACCUUAUUAUUAAAGAGGAUAUCACCUUCUGCAGCACUUUAUUUUCCACAAUCAAAUUUAGUACUAAGAUUGCCAACCUUGACAAACAAUAGUGCAAAUUUUAGUUCCAAUUUGAAACUAUUGACACUGAGAACAUUGAGAAACGAUUCGACGAUACCGAAAAAAGCGAAAUAUCAAAUUUCUACGAGAAAUAAAAAGAUAUCAAAUCUCGACAAAAAUACCAAUACAAUUUGGUUAUCAAAUCUUCCAAACACGAACCUAUCCGACACCAUUAUCGUUCGAGCGAAGGAAAAUGAUAGCAACGAAGCAGUUAUGGAAAUAAAAAUACAACCAUUGCCAACCAAAGAAAAUCAAUUAAAUUGUGCUGAUUACGUACAGGACAUGUGUUUUUGGAAUACAUCUCGAUACAAAAUUUAUGAAAAUCAACCGAGGACUAUGCUCGGUUCAUUUGGACCAGAAAUUUAUAAUCAUAUUUGUCCACAUUUUCGUGUUACCGGAUACGAUUUAAUGAACGGCACAGAUUAUUUUCAAAUAAUAAAUAAUACACUUUAUACAAAUACUUCGUUGGAUCGUGAUACUCUUGAACCAGAGGGUGGUCCUGGACCACGAGCCGAUAUUUCAGUACGUUGCAUCGUUUAUGAGGAUACCGGAGAACAAUAUGUUUUGCUAAAUACCUUAAGUAUCGAGAUACUGGAUCAAGAUGAUAAUCCUCCUGUAAUACAAAAUAAUCUAACGUCCGUUAAUAUUACCGUACAAGAAUUUACCGCUGGCGAUAGAUUGGAUGAAAAUAAUGUACUUAUCAGGGAUUCCGACGAGAUAGACAGUAAUCAAUUUACUCUUACUAUUCUGGAAGAUGUUCAUAAUGCUCUAAACUUCACGUAUACCAUAGUGCCCAUCGAUCAUCCGUCACAUCCGGAACAUCCUGUAUAUACUUUUAUAUACACCAGAUUCCACGCGAAAACUACUCUACUACCGAAGUCACCUUAUACCGUUAUUCUUCGAGUUAAGGACGAAUCUCUUUUGCCAGAAUACGGAGAAAAUGAGGUAAAUGUUACGAUAUCAUUUUACGGUCCAGAACAUCGAAAAAUUACUCCGACAGCAGCAUCGAUUUCUCUGAAACAUCCGAUCAAUUAUCCCGAAAAUGUCAGAAUUGCUCGUGUCUCGCCUAGAUAUUAUCGUGUUGCACAACCGACAAGUCAAGUCAAUCCAAGAAUAUCUUUCAGUAUCCAUGGUUCGGAAGCUUUCAAUGUUACCGAAAAAGGUGGUAUUGUGCACGUGAUCGACACGAAUCUACUUAAAACUGCACCAUCCCUUAUACCUUUGAAAUUAGAAUUGCGAGUAGGUGAUCAAAUGAAAUCAUCCAUAACGAUAAAGGUUAAUUUGAUUGACGUGCAACCUACGAAGAUGGAGAUUUGCAAUGAAAUCGAAGGAAUCGUUCAUUCCUGUGCUAAUGCUGAAUCUCGUCAAGAUUGUGAAUUAAACUGUGGCGUUGGCGGUGGUAUUCUCAACAACGACACGUAUAUGGGACAUUGCAUAUGGCGUUUGAACAAUAGCAAUAUUUUGCCAAAUCAAAUGUCGGAACGUUAUGCAACAUGUUCGCCGAAUUUAAACUUUUGUCCUGAUUAUACUUGUGACGAAUUGGAACGACUUGAUCCUCGUAUUUGUCCACAGGAUUGUACUAUAGAAUCCGAAGUCCACUUCGCUGAAAUGAAUAAGGGUGGUCGUGGAAUAAAAAGUGGUUUAGGAAUAUGUUCCUGCAAUGAUAUGGUACAGUGUACUUGUGGUCCCGAAUCCUUUCGAAAGGAUAAUACUGGUGGUGGUGGUGGAGGUAGCCAAUUUACAAAAACCAAGGUUGGCAAAAACGAAACAAACGGAAAAUUACGAAGGGAUCGUGAUAAAAAUGAGGAACCUAUACCCGGUGCUAGAAAAGCUUCAACUGAAUCUUGCGGACCAAUUUGUAUAAUAAGUGUAUUUGGAGCUGCCACAUUCGUUAUACUUGUCAUCUUUGGUUUCUUUGUAACAUUGAAAUACAGGAAACAUUUGCACGAGUCAAGUGGAAUGUGUGUAUGCUCUGACAUAUGGAUACUUUAAGUGCUAAACGAAAGAUAAGUUACAAUCCACGUUAUAUUAUUAUGUGAAUAGGAUUAAUAUAAUCGUCUCAUUUUUUUAGUUUUAACUAAUUCCUAUCGUACAUGACAACAAAAGAUUAGUUUUAAAAAAUUUCCCCCAAAAAAAAAAGAAUAUUAUUGAUUUUUAUAUCCUAAUACCCCAACCCCAAACCUCUAUUC